AUGUGGAUAAACUGCUGCAUUCAAAGGAUCCGUUUUGCUAUUUUGGUUAAUGGCAGUUCCUGUGGAAAGUUUGCAUGUGCAGAAGUCCUUUUCCAAGGGGAUCCGUUAUCUCCAUUCAUAUUCUUAUUAAUUUCCGAGGUGCUAAAUAUCAUGUUAUCUAAAGCUUUAGUGGAUGGCAAGUUGGGUGGCUUCACAGCUAAGUACGGUGGAACGUCUAUCUAUUGUAUGCAAUUUCAAGAUGACACAUUGGUUUUCCUCGAUGCUGAUCUUGAGCAAGUUAGGUUCUUGAAGUUUUUACUUUUCUCUUUCGAGUUUGCCUCUGGUCUUUGUACUAACUUUAGUAAGUGCAGCUUAUUUGUUGUCGGUGAAGUUGUAAAUCUGGAUGUUUUGGCUUCUGUUUUGGGAUGCUCUUGCGACUCUUUUCCUGGUGUUUAUUUGGGUUUACCUCUUGGAGAGCAGAUUCUAUCUAAGACCAAGCUAGUGUCCUUCAUCUUCAUCAUGACAGGAGAUCAUACAGUUAAAGAUGUAGAUAGUACUACCAGAGAACUCAAAGAAUUAUUGAAAGCUUUGAAUGAAAACCACACACGUGAAUCUGCUAGUCGUACUGCUGAUGCUACUUCACAUGGUGAGAAGUUAGAUAAUAUCUGUUUCAGCCUUCAAAAUCUUACCUCCGUAACUACAGCCACAUAA
Molecule: messenger RNA, 690 nt
Organism: Papaver somniferum (opium poppy)
Lineage: Eukaryota; Viridiplantae; Streptophyta; Magnoliopsida; Ranunculales; Papaveraceae
Exons: 2
Coding region: 1-690 (229 amino acids)
Source: RefSeq, a predicted model, not a curated record